GAGGUUUGACUUGAUGAAUUUCUUCAUGGCCGCUACUCCCUCUCCCUCGGUGAGUGGGUCUGUCUUGUCGUUUUGAGUCUCGUAGUAGACUGCCUUGACCAGCGUACCGCCCACGUCAAUACCAAACCACUGGAUAGCCUGCUGGUGAUCUUGCGAGUGACGCCUGUAAGAGGAGGUGGUCGCUACGUCGGCGGCCAGUCUGGGCUCGCAGUCCACCGGGACGGCCAAGGUCGCGUAGGCGGGAGAGACGUAUUCUCUGAUUUUCAGGAGCUCCGGCUGGAUUUCUGGGUCGCAGGAGGGGGCCUCUGAUAACAGGAGUUUUUCGCUACCUGCAACUCCAUCAGUGCCUGCAGUUGUGAUGGCGGCGGCAGCGGCUAGGCUGUUUCUGUCGAGGUCGUCAGGCUCGCUACACCUCGAAAGAGGAGGGAGAGGAUUGAUGCAGCAGGUCCGCACGUGCUACACGACGACUCGGGGGAACAUGAUGAUCAACAGAAACACCAGGGUCAUCUGUCAGGGGUUCACAGGCAAACAGGGAACAUUUCACUCUGAGCAGGCUAUAGCGUAUGGCACCAACAUGGUGGGGGGUGUGUCUCCCAAGAAAGGUGGGGGUACUCACCUCGGCCUACCAGUCUUCAACACAGUGCAAGAGGCUAAAGAGGGAACGGGUGCUCAGGCGUCCAUGAUCUAUGUGCCGCCAGCGUUUGCUGCAGACGCCAUCAUUGAAGCCAUCGACGCAGAGUUAGAUUUGGUGGUGGUCAUCACGGAGGGGAUUCCCCAGCUGGACAUGGUCCGAGUGAAGCACAAGUUGGUGAGACAGAACAGGACGAGACUCGUAGGGCCCAACUGCCCGGGAGUCAUCCGACCAGGGCAGAGUAAGAUGGGUAUCAUGCCUGGCCACAUACACAGGCCUGGGAACAUCGGUAUUGUGUCUCGCUCUGGUACUCUGACCUACGAGGCCGUGUGGCAGACAACUAACGUCGGGCUGGGACAGUCUCUCUGUGUCGGUAUAGGCGGUGAUCCAUUCAACGGAACAAACUUUGUGGACUGUCUGGAGGUGUUCUUGCAGGACGGCAGCACACAGGGAAUUGUGAUGAUCGGCGAGAUUGGGGGAGGAGCUGAGGAGAAGGCCGCCCAGUUCCUCAAGGAGCAUAACACGGGACCUAAUGCGAAGCCAGUGGUAGCAUUCAUUGCAGGAGUGACAGCACCUCCAGGAAGAAGAAUGGGUACAAUACACUUACUGUAAACACUGUACAGUUUAGUUCUGUGGAGCUUGUGGAGCCACUCUUCAGGCAAGGGAGCAAGUCGUAAAAACUUUGAAAUUCCUAUAUACUGUAGCUGCAAACUUCUUGUUCCACCACACAACAGGCCAUGCAGGAGCCAUAAUAGCUGGCGGCAUUGGAGGAGCGGAGGAGAAGAUAGAGGCCCUGAAGGCAGCCCAUGUCCACAUCACCCCUUCCCCUGCUGGCAUGGGGGCUCUAAUUAGAGAGGCUAUGGAGAGUGACCGGAGACAUUAGAAACUAUUUAUGAGAUCAAACACUUGUGGUAUUCUGUUGUUGGCAAUAAAGAUGAUUGUACUAGAGCUGUAGAGUCUAUCCUAUAACGAACAAAAUUAUUCAGCGCGUUUUUGUUGAGCAAAUGUGAUGAUGUGGCCAUUCUUAUCACAUACGCAUUGCAGAGUCGAUAUUAUGUUGCCAAUAAUGUAUGCUAUCAGUCACAUAAAAGAUGAUAAAUAAGUAUGUGAAUCAUCACCAAUGGAAAACUUGUUAUGUAACAGUUCAGCAGCUAUCCACUCACGUUCAGUCCGUGUUUCUCAAUGUAGCUCUGUCUGGCCUUCUGGACUAGUUCUCUCUUCCUCUCCUCCAGAGACAGCUGUCUGUGCAUGGCCUCCAUGGCCGGACUGUAGUAUUUCCGAGGUCGGAGACUGGAGCUCUUGAAGGUGGGAGGAGUCGAGGUGAUGUAAGAGGGAGGAGGCAGGGGUUUCGGAGCUGGUUUAGCCGGAGGAGAAGGGAUGGGGUCGUAGGUCACCACUCCCUCCAGGAAAUUGGCUAUGGUGGCAUCCACACUCUGUGUUCGUAAGAGGUCUUUCCUGAUGGUGGUGUGGGGGACUUGUGGCAGUACAGCUGACACCUGAUCCACCAUUCUGUCCAGACCCGUUGG
Messenger RNA from Geodia barretti, 2157 nucleotides. The record is from the annotation of a GenBank genome assembly. NCBI's taxonomy places the organism in Eukaryota, Metazoa, Porifera, Demospongiae, Tetractinellida, Geodiidae.